AUGGCUGACGGUACAGUGGCAGAAGACACUCUAAGAACAGGGCAAGGUGGUGAAGAGAUGCGGACCAGCUCUCCCAGGCUAUCAAGGAAGGCAAGGGAAGAUGCCGUGGCUGUGAAUGAGCCUAGUGGGGGGGACCCUGAUAACUAUCUCCUUAACUCACCGUGGACGUUUUGGCAUGAUGCUACACGAAGAGGAGCAACUGCCAAAGAUUUCUUUGAGAAUCUCAAACCUUUGUGUACAGUCAAGACCAUCAAGGCAUUUUGGGGUGUGGUCAACAAUAUUCGUCCCAUAGACCAGUUGGGCGAGAGAGAGAGCUACCAUCUUAUGAGGAAUGAGAAUAGGAGACCUAUUUGGGAGGACUCUGAUAAUGCUCAUGGUGGAUUGUGGUCAUUCAAAACCAAGGUAUGGCAGGAGCUGUUGUUGGCUGCUGUGGGUGAGCAGUUCUCAGAGUGUGUGGGCGGUGGUGACUGUGUGUGA
Molecule: messenger RNA, 477 nt
Organism: Halichondria panicea
Lineage: Eukaryota; Metazoa; Porifera; Demospongiae; Suberitida; Halichondriidae
Product: eukaryotic translation initiation factor 4E type 3-like
Exons: 4
Coding region: 1-477 (158 amino acids)
Biological process (GO): translational initiation
Cellular component (GO): eukaryotic translation initiation factor 4F complex
Molecular function (GO): translation initiation factor activity; RNA 7-methylguanosine cap binding
Source: RefSeq, a predicted model, not a curated record